AUGGUUCUUCCGGUGUUCAUGUUCUUUGUGCUAAGCAAUGCUGACCCCGCCCUCGCAAGCCACUCUUCUGAACAGGGCUGCCUCGUUCUGAGAGGUUUGCGGCCGCCCGCGACGAGUCUGGAGCAGCCGCGCUUCACUCGGCGUCAGCAGCUGCCUCACCAUCGGCGGCGGCACGCGACGCCCGGCUCCCACCACAGCAGCGCCAGGGCGGGCCUGUGGCGCCGCGUGCGUACGCUGCUGGGCCAGCGGAGCAGCCACGCCAUGGAUGACGACCUUGGCCUGGACCAGUUCGAGCAGCAGCAGCUGGAACUCGAGAGGCGCCGCAUCAUCCUCGACCAGGCCGUGCGCCGCAAAACGAUCGACAGCUGGGUGUCAUCGCGCUUGAGCGUGUUCGACAGACCGCUGGACGAGGACGUCGCGUACGACGACACCGAGGUGCCCCGUCCGGCACCUCCUCUGCCUCCGCGCAACCACCCGGGGAGGAUCAGCUGGCCAGUGGGGCGUCACUGCGACUCGCCGCCGUCGUCACCCGCACCGCCUCUGCCCGCGUCACCGCUGCCAACGGCAUACUACUAUCACCUCCACUUGGUCGUGCGUCUGAACAGCCACCAGCUCGAAGAUUAG
Messenger RNA from Rhipicephalus microplus (southern cattle tick), 624 nucleotides. RefSeq lists its product as uncharacterized. The record is from RefSeq and is a predicted model, not a curated record. NCBI's taxonomy places the organism in Eukaryota, Metazoa, Arthropoda, Arachnida, Ixodida, Ixodidae.